CAAAUGUAAGUACAGGACAGAAAUUCUAUGCUUCUUGGCGAGCGGAAGUACAUCCACUUCUGUGGUCCGGGUGGCCAAACUACAUCUAAAGAGUGCACAACACGAUGGCUCACAGGCUGCUCGUCCGGAGAAUUUGGACCGUGUCUGUGAGGGACGUGCGCUGCCCCCGUGCCCCAUCGUCCGCCCUCUAUUCCACUUCACUGUGCUCCUCGGCAAGCCCACAACCUCUUCUGUCGCCCCGGCGUUCGCUCCCUCGAGCCCUACCCGUCACUGCCCGCCGUGAGGUCUCCUUCAAUGUUCAGGACCAGGAGGAUUUCACCGAAAGGGUCAUCAACAGCGAGUUGCCCGUGGUCAUAGACUUCCAUGCCCAAUGGUGCGGACCUUGUAAGAUCCUUGGGCCCAGGCUAGAGAAAGCCAUUGCCAAACAGAAGGGUCGGGUGACCAUGGCCAAAGUUGACAUCGACGAACACACUGACCUUGCCAUAGAGUAUGGGGUGUCAGCCGUUCCUACGGUGAUCGCCAUGCGGGGAGGCGACGUCAUCGACCAGUUUGUGGGGAUCAAAGAUGAAGACCAGUUGGAUUCAUUUGUCAAGAAACUCAUUGGACAAUAAACCUGUCCUUCAUGUCCCUCUGUCCUAUCCCCUUCCUCCUCCUCCUCCUCAGUCACACACAUCAUCUCAGUACUCUGUAACUGCACUCAGUGGCCACACUGAGCAUGUGCAGAAAUAUCCCACCCAUCCAUCCACCCACCCACAUCCUCC
Molecule: messenger RNA, 761 nt
Organism: Sardina pilchardus (European sardine)
Lineage: Eukaryota; Metazoa; Chordata; Actinopteri; Clupeiformes; Clupeidae
Gene: txn2
Product: thioredoxin 2
Exons: 4
Coding region: 105-611 (168 amino acids)
Biological process (GO): cell redox homeostasis
Cellular component (GO): mitochondrion
Molecular function (GO): protein-disulfide reductase activity
Source: RefSeq, a predicted model, not a curated record